ACCAAAAAGAGUAUUGACAGGAAGCAGCAACAACAGCAGUGAAAGACAAACAUGAGUGUGAAGGGCAUGGUUACAGCCUUGGCUGGGAUAUUCUGUGCUACAACUGCUCAAGGUUUCCCCAUGUUCAAAGGAGGAUGCUGUCUUUGCAUAGGCCCUGGAGUAAAAGCAGUAUAAGUGGCAGAUAUUGAGAAAGCUACCAUAAUGUACCCAAGUAACAACUGUGACAAAAUAGAAGUGAUUAUCACCCUGAGAGCACAUAAAGGACAAAGAUGUCUAAAUCCCAAAUUGAAGCAAGCAUUAUAAUCAAGGUAGGGUGCCAGAAGAUUUUAUCCAAGACAUAUCUUUUGAGAAAACAGACUUGCAGAAAAGAUUCUGCUAGGAUUUUGUAUGAGGUAUUUUGAUAAGAGGUCUCUGGUUUAACCAGCUUUCCUUUUUCUGCCUUAUGUUUUUACAUGUCAACUCAAUCACUGGAAAACAAGAACAGCAUGUUUAUAAAACUCAUUUUCUCAUUUCAGAAAAUUGAAAGAAUGAAUUUUUUUAAAUCUCAAAAUGUAUGAAGUCCUAGGAAAGAGAAUCUGAAAACCUAGAACAAGUUUACUGUGUGACAACUGAAGUGAUUAAGAAUUCCACAAUUGGAAACGGAUUUUCUCCUGCCAGUUGCAAUGUAUAUUCAUGCAUUUCUACAUCAGUAAACCUCAGAAAUCUGAUGGUUAGAACUAUUCUUUUGUGAUUAUGAAAACAUUUCUGUAUCUAGAAGUUAUGUUGUUUGUACUUGAUCAAU
Messenger RNA from Nyctereutes procyonoides (raccoon dog), 781 nucleotides. It is a transcript of the gene CXCL11, whose product is annotated as C-X-C motif chemokine ligand 11. Gene Ontology annotation, molecular function: chemokine activity. The record is from RefSeq and is a predicted model, not a curated record. Gene Ontology annotation, cellular component: extracellular region. NCBI's taxonomy places the organism in Eukaryota, Metazoa, Chordata, Mammalia, Carnivora, Canidae. The transcript has 3 exons. Gene Ontology annotation, biological process: immune response.